AAAUUCCAAAUGAGCGUUAAUUGAGCUAGCUGUAAGAAGAUCAGCACCCAAUACUGUUGCGACCAUAAGAAAGCCAUCUGUGGCUGGUGUAGAUCAGACCAACACUUUAAGUGUAAAGUUCAGAUGAUUGUUGAUGUCAAAGAGAUUGAGUACCAGUCCAUGAGUCUGGACAAGUUAAUUAGAACCACUGAGACUCAAUGCAAGCAGUUCGAUCUGGAAGACGACUUUCCGAAGUUUAGAGAGGCUAUUGAUGGGAUCAAGAAAGAGUUUGAGGAAGUUAAAGAGGAGAUUAGCAAAGCUAUGAGGUAUAAGGAGUUCUUAAAAUUUGAAGAGUAUCAAGCCAAGCUUGACCAGAUUAAGACUAAGAUUAGUGAAGACCCCAACAUCAAAGAGGUUAUGAGCUGCUGUUUCAUGCAGAUAGGGUUAAAGCAGAUGCAGAUUGAAGUACUAAAUCAUGAAGAGAGUCCUGUUGAAGAUACUCUUAAGGUUAAAGUAAAGGAAGAUAAGAAAGAGGUAUUUUAUGUAGACCCUAAGAAUGAUCAUAAGACUGAUGAAGAGAAGAAAGAUACCUCAAAGAAACACUUUUUAUUCCAAAGUAAAGGGAUUUUGGAAUCCAAACAAAAAAGCAUCUUUAGUAAAAACCCAGAUAAAGAAAAAUUGGUAAACCUGUUUGACAAAAAGUUGGAAGCCCCUGCCAAUGAAAUCCAAAAGCCACAAAGUGAUUCCAAAAUCUUCACCUUGGAAACAGACCCUAACAUAGCCAAAUCCACCAAAAAUAGCCCCACUACCACCCAAAAACAGCCCAACACAGAAUUAUUCUCUUAACAUUCCCA
This is a messenger RNA of Moneuplotes crassus, 833 nucleotides long. NCBI's taxonomy places the organism in Eukaryota, Ciliophora, Spirotrichea, Euplotida, Euplotidae. The record is from the annotation of a GenBank genome assembly.